Messenger RNA from Lichtheimia ornata, 855 nucleotides. RefSeq lists its product as uncharacterized. Gene Ontology annotation, molecular function: inositol oxygenase activity; iron ion binding. Gene Ontology annotation, cellular component: cytoplasm. The transcript has 2 exons. The coding region runs from base 1 to 855 and encodes 284 amino acids. Lineage: Eukaryota; Fungi; Mucoromycota; Mucoromycetes; Mucorales; Lichtheimiaceae. The record is from RefSeq and is a predicted model, not a curated record. Gene Ontology annotation, biological process: inositol catabolic process.
AUGCGAAACAUUCACACACACGAUCUGACUGAUGCUGCUAUACAAUCAUUUCUCAGUAAUCAAUAUGGACAAAGCAUCAAGCCAUCAGCACGCGAUUUUGAAAGGGCCAUCUUUACUCAACCAAACAUCGUCCAAUGUUGUAAAGAGAAUCACGAAAAACAAACCGUGGAGCAUGUUUUAGCCAUGAAGAAAAAAUACGGGAGAUUGGACAAGGCUUGGAUGGGAAUUUGGGACGCACUCGAGAUUAUGGAUGGGCUUUUUGAUAUGUCAGACCCUGAUGUCAAGACUUCACAAGCAAUCCAUGCGUUUCAGACGGCUGAAGCAGUACGACGUGAUGGUCAACCACGAUGGCUCAUUCUCACGGCUUUGAUACAUGAUCUCGGGAAACUUUUGUAUUUUUUGGGCGAGCCACAGUGGACGGUUUGCUGUGAUACUUAUCCAGUGGGUUGCAAGUUUUCCCGGAAGAUCGUGUACCACGAAUUCUUUUGCAACAAUCCUGAUUUCUAUGACCCCGUUUACUCGACACAAUAUGGCAUCUAUACACCUCAAUGUGGUCUCGACAAUGUACACAUGAGCUAUGGCCAUGACGAAUACAUGUAUAGAGUAUGCAAAAAGUACCUGCCGCCAGAGGCUCUUGCUAUCAUUCGCUAUCACUCGUUUUAUGCUUGUCACACAGAUGCUGAGUACGACUGGCUCCUCAACGAUCACGACCGAAAAAUGAUGCCAUGGGUCAAGGCUUUCACACGCUAUGAUCGCUGCUCAAUGAGUGUUGAAGAGAUACCGGAUAUCCAAACUUUAAGGCCGUACUAUGAAGAAUUGAUUGCAGAGUACUUUCCUCCAAAGAUAAGGUGGUGA